Molecule: messenger RNA, 321 nt
Organism: Linum trigynum
Lineage: Eukaryota; Viridiplantae; Streptophyta; Magnoliopsida; Malpighiales; Linaceae
Source: the annotation of a GenBank genome assembly
AUGGGAGACCUCAACUGGGCACCAUCCGAGCUUCCCGUCGGCGUACCUGAACAAACCGCCGAUUCCUUCGGGACGGUGAUUCUCCGGGGCAGCUCUUCCACCGGGGCAAAUAUGAGUUAUUUUUCUUGGAAUCCAAUAGGCGUUGAAGCCGAGAUUCGAGUGUCAAUUGAUUUAUUGAUUCGAAGGAUGAUGCUGUCAACAAUCGAGGAGGAGCAAACGCAGGCUUGGAACAAUUUCUAUGGCGACUCGCGGUCAGGUCAAUAUUACUCGCACCGUGAAAUGGCACUAGCUCCCCCUCCCCUCCCUCUCUCAUUUCUUUAA